Messenger RNA from Sesamum indicum (sesame), 930 nucleotides. RefSeq names its product RNA-binding protein csdA. NCBI's taxonomy places the organism in Eukaryota, Viridiplantae, Streptophyta, Magnoliopsida, Lamiales, Pedaliaceae. Gene Ontology annotation, cellular component: cytoplasm. Gene Ontology annotation, molecular function: mRNA binding. The record is from RefSeq and is a predicted model, not a curated record.
CCUCAUGUCCCCUCAUCCGAAAGAAAGCAGAGACGGUAUGCAAAUCUCUGUCGUCUGCGUUGCAUCUUAAACUUUCACUGUUUUGCUUUUGGAAUCCCAUCUUUAGGAAACAAUCCGAAGCUAAAACAAGACGAAAAAUAGAGUUUAGGUGUCCCACAAAGCAUGCCUUUUUUGCUAGUAUAUAAGCCUUACCAGAGUAUCCUCCAAACUCACCAACUGAAACAUUACCACACAACAUCCCAAUCAACUACUUCUUGCCACAACUGCUUCAUUUUUUGCUGAGAAAUUACAAGAGACAGAAUGAGCAGGCAAGGAGAUUGGAUGUGUGCUGCAUGCCAGCACCUAAAUUUUCAAAAACGUGACUCGUGCCAACGAUGCAGCUGUCCCAAGUAUGCUACCGGAGUUGAUGUCUCUUCAUACGCAAUGCAAAAGAAUGAAGUUUUGGCCGGAGAUUGGUACUGCGGUGCUUUGAAUUGUGGUGCACAUAACUAUGCUAGCCGAACGAGCUGCUAUAGAUGUUGUGCAUCUAAGGACUACUGCGGCUAUGGGGCUGAAAUCAUGGCAUCUGCUGGCUACACAUGCGAUGCUAUUCCUGGUUGGAAAACUGGCGACUGGAUUUGCGCAAGACUAGGAUGCGGCAUGCACAAUUACGCUAGCAGGACGGAGUGCUACAAAUGCAAGACACCUAGAGAUUUCGGAGCAAUGUAAGGAUAUUGAACCAACCAAGAGUUGCAUGCAGUUUUACCACCGGAUAACGAGCUUUGAAGCUAUAGUUACACGUUUGGUAGUGACUGUUCUCGGCUGCCAUUCUUGUCUCUAGUCUUAGACCAAGACGAUCGAGUCCUAUGUAGUCUCAAUUUGUACGGUGCAAAAUGUUCCUUGCAAUAACGAAUAGCUAAUGAAAUCUCUUAGUUGAGUUUCCUGAUCCAA